GAACUUGAUUGAGAAAUAACCCGGAUAAGCAUUGGAGACGACAAUAUUUUUCAAAACAGAAGAGCACACAUUGCGAAAGUGAGUGACAGUGGCUAGAUUUGAUGUGUGUUUAACAUGGCACCUGUGGAGGGAAUUUGGGGUCCUCCGACAUCUACAAUUGAUUGGUGUGAAGAAAACUAUCACGUCACUCCGUUUAUUGCGGAAUUCUGGAACACGAUAAGCAAUGUGAUUUUCAUUAUUCCUUCACUGUUGAUGUUGGGGAUUGGAACUAUUGAAGGGCAUGAAGAGAGAUUUCAGUGGUGCCACUUCUCUGUGUUCACUGUGGGGUUUGGUUCCUGGUGCUUUCAUAUGACAUUAUUAUACAGUAUGCAGCUUUUAGAUGAGUUACCCAUGAUUUAUGGAGCAGCAUUUCAUCUGUAUUCAGAUAUAGAAGUUACUAGUCCACUGAACCACAAAAAUCGUCCAUUACAAAUCGGUCUGGCCAUUUAUUGUGCUGUUGUCACAGCUUUUUACCUGUUCAGCAAACAUGUGAUAUUUUUUCAGGCAUCCUAUGGUAUUUUGGUAACCCUUAUGGUUCUGUCCAGUGUCCGCUUGAUGUUGUAUUAUGAACACAACACACUGUUAUAUACGGUUGGAUUUAUCACCUACAUGGGUGGUUUUAUUCUCUGGAACUUAGAUCAGCAUUUUUGUGGGAAUCUUCAAUUGAUAAGAAGAGAGUAUGUAGGAGCAUUAGCUCCAGUAUUCCAGCUUCACGCUUGGUGGCACAUCUUGGCCGGAACAGGCACCUACCUCUCUGUAUUGUUCAGUGCUCACACAAGAUAUCUGUACCUUGGGAUGAAACCAGAAAUCAAGUUUUGGUAUAAAUUCUGGCCAUACCUGAGACUCCGAAAGCAGAAAAAGAAGUAGAUUUUGACACAUCCAGGGUUCUCUGCAGGUAUCCAGAUCAAUCUGGCCAAUCCAGGGUCCUCUGCAGAUGUCCAGCUGAUUCCUUCCUUUUCACUCCUGCAUACAUACACCAUAUUUAUUUUUGUAUACUGUGUGCCAUCCAAAGCAUCUUUUUUUUUUUUUAAAAGAUGAAUGUACUCUAAGUUAAUAGCCUUAUUUAGUGCAUUAGUUAAAGUUGUGAUUGUAUAAAUUAACCUUUGAUUGCUACAGAAUCACUUUCUUUGUGAGGACAAAUUUUCUUUCUUUGUUUUGUUUGGUAGAAAUAAUCAUAUCAGUAACAUCUUGAUCUCUUGGUUGAAGAGAAUUCAUUCUUUAUUUAAUGGGUAUGCCAAACACAGAUCCAGUGAUGGAACUGCC
Molecule: messenger RNA, 1302 nt
Organism: Ostrea edulis (European flat oyster)
Lineage: Eukaryota; Metazoa; Mollusca; Bivalvia; Ostreida; Ostreidae
Product: alkaline ceramidase 3-like
Exons: 11
Coding region: 115-906 (263 amino acids)
Biological process (GO): phytosphingosine biosynthetic process; ceramide metabolic process
Cellular component (GO): endoplasmic reticulum membrane
Source: RefSeq, a predicted model, not a curated record